Ostrinia furnacalis (Asian corn borer) is the source of this 1127-nucleotide messenger RNA. It is a transcript of the gene Sult, whose product is annotated as sulfotransferase. Gene Ontology annotation, molecular function: sulfotransferase activity. NCBI's taxonomy places the organism in Eukaryota, Metazoa, Arthropoda, Insecta, Lepidoptera, Crambidae. The record is from RefSeq and is a predicted model, not a curated record. The coding region runs from base 42 to 1073 and encodes 343 amino acids. The transcript has 7 exons.
GAUAGGCGGCACAUCUCGUUUUCGCGAGUGCGGGUUGGAAGAUGGCACCAGAACCAGAGUUGCCGUAUGAAAUCGUCAACGUGAGUGCUGAUGAAGAGAAAAUCAUUAGGAAGUGCUUGACAGGGUACACGAAACCUUUCGUGCGAUGCGGGAAGCAGGGCUACGUGAUGCCUGGUGCCUUCAGGAAGCACGCGGAGGCGAUUUACAACAUGCAGGUGCGCCCUGAUGACGUGUGGGUCAUCACGUUUCCACGAUCAGGUACAACAUGGACACAAGAGCUUAUAUGGCUGGUGGAAAAUGAGUUGGACUUCAAAACUGCAAAAGAGAAACCACUCUAUGAGAGGUUUCCCAUGCUAGAAACCACAUCCCAAAUACCGGAGAUAGCCUUCGACCUGAUCAAGGCGAACUUCAUGAAUCUCAAGCACUUCCAAGGUCUAAACGACGCAGUCAGGUGCCCUAGCCACCAGCUGAUCGACCAGGCUCCCUCUCCCCGGUUCAUCAAGACUCACCUCCCCCUAUCCCUCCUCCCCCCCUCUUUGCUGAGCACAGCUAAAGUGGUAUACGUAGGGAGGGAUCCGAGAGAUGUGGCGGUGUCGUACUACUAUUUACACAAAAUGGUCGCGAAGAACAUGAUGCGGUGUAACUUCAUGCAUUUUUGGGAGGCGUUCAGAAGAGAUCUGUUGCCGUGGACACCAAUAGUAGCACACACGAACGAGGCGUGGAAGCAACGUCAUCAUCCGAAUCUUCAUCUAGUUUUCUACGAAGAACUAAUUAAGGAUCUCCCGAAGGAAGUCCGCCGCAUCUGCAAGUUCCUCAGACGGGAGUACUCUGACGCUGAGAUCCAGAACCUGGCCAACCACCUCAGCUUCGACAGCCUCAGAAAGAACAAGACUGUCAACAACACAGUCGCUGACAAUGGCGUGCAGUUCGUGAGGAAAGGUGAGGCUGGAGGAUGGAGGGAACACUUCGAUGACAAAAUGGAGCUGCAAGCUGAAGAGUUCCUGGAGGAGCGUCUGCGGGGACUGGACCUCCGGUACCCCUCAAUACCUAUGGAGGAAAUAACGCAUUUAUAGUCCAUGCUAGUCUUUUAGUAUUAAGUAAGUUAUAAGCUUUGUUUCAAGCUAAAA